CCUUUUUUACUCUUCUUUCUCUUAAAAAAAGAUGAGUGUGGCUUUUCUUAAUGAUACAACAGUUACAAACUUCAUCAAUGACACCAAGAUAUUUGACGAUUGUGUGAAGGAAAGUUUUAAGAAACUCGACAGGGACAAUGAUGGGUUCCUCAACAAGAAUGAACUUCGGAACGGGUUUGGGAGUCAGCCAUUAGAAUUAGAAUUAAUGGAUCCUGUGGAUGAUCUUUGUGAGGUUGUUUGUCAUAAAUUUAAUGUGGAGAAAAGUGGUGGGAUUGAUGAAAAAGAGUUUAAGUCUGUAAUAAGGGAUAUUCUUCUUGCUAUGGCCCUUGGGAUUGGGAACUUUCCUCUCCAAGUUGCACUUCAACAAGAUAGCUUUCUCAUGAAGGCUGUUGAACUUGAAAAGGCCAAAGAACAAAAAUAGGAAAUAGAUCAAUUAUAUUUCCAUCAAAAUAAGAUUUUUUUUUUCAUAUAUAGAUUAUUAAAACACUUUUGAAUUAAGUACUUCAAAUUUUGUGUCGGUUGGAAGUGGAUGUUGUGGUUCUACACAUUUGAAUAUAUAUCAAAAUGUAUAGUAUAUACAUUAUUUCCUGAUUGA
This is a messenger RNA of Cucumis melo (muskmelon), 595 nucleotides long. RefSeq lists its product as uncharacterized. NCBI's taxonomy places the organism in Eukaryota, Viridiplantae, Streptophyta, Magnoliopsida, Cucurbitales, Cucurbitaceae. Bases 32 to 421 code for a protein of 129 amino acids. Gene Ontology annotation, molecular function: calcium ion binding. The transcript has a single exon. The record is from RefSeq and is a predicted model, not a curated record.